Ictalurus furcatus (blue catfish) is the source of this 2397-nucleotide messenger RNA. RefSeq names its product keratin, type I cytoskeletal 13. The coding region runs from base 1 to 1143 and encodes 380 amino acids. Lineage: Eukaryota; Metazoa; Chordata; Actinopteri; Siluriformes; Ictaluridae. The record is from RefSeq and is a predicted model, not a curated record. The transcript has 8 exons. Gene Ontology annotation, molecular function: structural molecule activity.
AUGUCUUUGCCUUUGAAAACCUACGGCACCAAGACACUCAGUGUGUACGGGGGCGCCGGGGGCCAAGGAACCCGCAUUUCAUCUUCCAGGCCUGCGUUAUUUUGUGGAUCUUCUUGGCAAUUCAACCGUGCAGAUGGCCUCACUUUGGACAUUUCAGACAACCAAAAAGCCAUCAUGCAGAAUCUAAAUGAUCGUCUGGCAUCCUUUAUCCAGAAGGUGCAGUCUCUGAACGGUAAAAAGGCUGAACUGGAGAGGAACAUUAACGAGUGGUGUGCGAGCCACACUGUGGUGUCCAACGAGUACUCGGGAUUCUUGGCCACCAUUGAAAGCUUACAAGAUCAGAUUCAGCAAAUCUCUAAGUCCAAUGGUGAGGCUGGACUAAAUAUUCAAAAUGCCUUUCUGGUUGCUGAUGAUUUCAGAAUCAAGUACGAGUUAGAGCUAGCCAUUCGUACAUCACUGGAGGCAGAAACUGCCCAAAACAGGACGCUCAUGGAUGAGCUUAUCCUAUCCCGUUCAACUCUGGAGAUGGAGUAUGAAAGCCUGAGGGAGGAACGCAUCGUUCUUGAGAAGAACCAUGAGGAGGAGAAAGCUCAGGUUCUUGCACAGGCUGUAGUCCAGGUAGAUGUUUCUGUGGAUGCAGCACCCUCUACAGACCUGAUCGAGACUUUGACAAAGAUGCGUGAAGACUAUGAGGCCGUGACUGCCAAGAAUCGUAGAGACCAGGAGGUCUGGUACCAAAGCAAGAUUUCUACGGUGCAAAAGAAAUCCAUCGAGCAGACUGAGGAUUUGGAGCACAACACUGCAGAACUCAGUCAGUUGAAGAGCGACUUCCAUAGGAUGCAGAUUGAACUGCAGACUCAACACAGUACUAGGAUGUCCCUUGAAGGCAGUCUACAAGACUCUGUGACCCGCUACGCAGCGCAGCUAGCAGAGCUCCAAAAAAUCAUCACUGACCUGGAGCACAAGCUCAAGCAGAUUCAUGCUAACAUAACCAACAAAAAAGAAGACUAUGACACCUUGAUGGAGGAGAUCAAAACGUAUAGGUUACUGCUGGAAGGAAACAGCAGUGACCCCCAAGUCGCUCGCAAGAAGAUCGCAGUGAUAAAGGUAGUGGAAAGCAGCCAGACAGUGAAGAUACAGUAAUGACUGAUGUGCGAACACACCUUAAUAAAGCCAAUGUUUUCAACCUAACCCAAUAAGGUCUGUCUGCAGAGUAUGGAAGGAAUGCAUAUAUGAAAAUGAGAGUGGCUCUUGAUGAUCGUACAGAUUUUGUUAGUCAGCUAGUUAACAUGAUACGACAAGAAGACUUCUGAUAGGAUUUAUUCCUCGAUGUGCUAUCCAUAAACGUCAUAAUCAUCACUGCUUAUCCUAUACAUGUAACAAACAUGAGCUAAGCUGACAGGAAUUCUGAGAGGACUUUUACGACAUAUUUGUAUUUUACAACUCAACUUACAGUGAAGAUAUUUAUAUGUAUGACCAUUACUGAAAUAUCUAGAAAUCAUGUCAGCUUAGCUUGUGUUAACUAGCUGACUAGAAUCAGCACCGAUGAUUAUCACAACCCCAAUUCCAAAAACAAGUUGGGACGCGGUGUAAAAUGUAAAUAAAUGUAAAUGAAAACAGAAUGCAACGAUUUGGAAAUCUCAUAAACUCAUAUGUGAUUCAGAACAGAACAUAGAAAACAUAGCAAAUGUUUAAACUGAGGAAAUGUACCGUCUUAAGAAAGAAAUCAGGUCAUUUUGAAUUUGAUGACGCCUCAAAAAAGUUGGGACGGGCGCAAUAAAAGGCUGGAAAAGUAAGUGUUACUAAAGUAAGUGUUACAUUUGUUUACAUUUUACACAACGUCCCAACUUUUUAGGAAUUGGGGUUGUAAUAAUCAUCGGUGCUAAUUCUAGUCAGCUAGUUAACACAAGCUAAGCUGACAUGAUUUCUAGAUAUUUCAGUAAUGGUCAUACAUAUAAAUAUCUUCACUGCCGGUGCUAGCUAGACGGGAUAUAUUUGAGUCUAUAAAGAGCUGAAAGAAAUGCCCAUCAGUACUACUUAAAAACAGACAGUUUGCAGACAGACCCAUCUUAAUCCAGACUUAAUCCACUAAUCAGACUUACUGCUCUUUAGCUAACAUCACACAAAUGGCAAAUGGCCUCUGCAGUUAUACAGUGUAAGAAAAAGGAAUACAGAGUGCAGUCUGUAAGUGUUUAUGAAGUGACAACAAAGUUGGUAUUUUGCCCCGGUGUUCCAAAUAAAUUGUUUUUAUGCCUAAAUUGGGUGAACUACGUAUACAUAAUAUGAUCUGUUUACACUUAUUUGCUCCUCAGGCUAACCAAAGAAAGAUGUAAAUGUACAACUGCGUAUGUUCAACUUUCCUUCAUAUUUUCUGUACCAACAUUGUGAUACACUUAA